Molecule: messenger RNA, 3888 nt
Organism: Motacilla alba alba
Lineage: Eukaryota; Metazoa; Chordata; Aves; Passeriformes; Motacillidae
Gene: BLK
Product: BLK proto-oncogene, Src family tyrosine kinase
Exons: 13
Coding region: 1385-2965 (526 amino acids)
Biological process (GO): innate immune response; cell surface receptor protein tyrosine kinase signaling pathway; protein phosphorylation
Cellular component (GO): extrinsic component of cytoplasmic side of plasma membrane
Molecular function (GO): signaling receptor binding; ATP binding; non-membrane spanning protein tyrosine kinase activity
Source: RefSeq, a predicted model, not a curated record
GGGAUUCUAGGAUUCUGGGAUUCUGGGAUUCUGAGGUUUAGAGAUUCUGAGAUUCUGUGCUGACCUUCCAGGGUGAUGGACUCAGUGUGACCCCCCUAAGGACUUGCAGACCCCUGUGUAUGGCCCAGACAGCCUUGCAGCCCUCCAUGGGGUUGUCUUCCUCUGAUAGGAGCACAGCUGCUGAGCCAAGGCUGCUUCCCAUCCCAUGUUUCCAGAAGGGGCACCAGCCCCGUGCACCCUGGAGCAGCUGCCCCCACCUCACACAUCAUUGUGUCCUCAGCCACCCUCUUGUUGUUCUUGUGUCCUGCAGCGGCUGUAAAAGGUCUUCUGCCAUGACCUCAGCUCAGAUCUGCCCCGCAAAGCUUUUCCUCCUGCAAACAACAUCACCAGCGAGGGGUGACCUUUAGCUUGUGCAUCACUCGCGGCAGAUGCUGGCUCAUGUUUGUCCUGCUCAGUGGGGGCAGCUGAAGUGUAAAUGAUGUGAGGUCAUCCCAGCCUCCAGCUGGCUGACACCAAGCGUCCUUUUCCCUCCUGCUGCCGCUUACAACGCAAAGAUGACGCCAUGCAGUUACCCACAGAGGUGUACACGGUGGUUUUUGGGGGCCUCGUGUUUGCAACAGCUUAAAAAAUUAUGCUGAAAAUACCGCAGAGGAGCCAGCUCAUUACACAUCCACCAUGGGAAGCCUCUGUAGAAACAAAUCCUACUUCUUAUACAACAUUUAUCUCCCAGGACAGAGUUUCAGUCUCUCAAUAGAACAUGCUGAGGCAAAGUGAGAAAGUCACUUCCUCAGAGCCACCCACAAGUCCCUGACCAGGUCUUAAUUCGUUAGACCAUGCUGCUACGGUCGAGUAGGUUCAUAGAGGGAUGGGGCUGGCUGGAAAAAGAUGUGUUUCAUCAGUAAAAGGUCUUUUUAUAGUGACAGAAAGGAAAGAUCAUUGCAAAGCCAGUUUGUUGGGUUGUUUCCUAAAAUUUGGUGGUUUGCAUAGUGGAAGAACAAUCCAUUCACAGUCAUUUUCACUGCCUUUAACGACAGCUGUUAAUAGCCUGUGGCAUUUGCUGGGAUUUGUGUCUGGAUUUGCUUUGUGUUUCUCGCCUUCCUCAUUGUUAUUUUCAUUGGCCAAGUUGUCAGGGAAGUGCAACUCCCACCCCCUCCCAGGUGAUCAUUUUUACAAGCAAAAUAGAGCAAAGAAUCCUUAGGGGGGGAGAAAAGAGUCAGUUCUGACACAAAGACCUGAUUAAAAAAAGAAAUCCCAUUAAAAGCGUUUGCAAAACCAGGCUGCUCCUGUGGUCCGGGGGUGUAAAGCUGUUGGUCUCAUGGAUGGUGUGGAUGUAGUGGAAGCCAGAGGCCUCUGAAAGAAAAAUUUGGGAAGGGCCUUCAGCCCCAUGGAGCAUCCGUCAUGGGUCCGACCAGCGGCUCGUACAUCCUCGGAUCGUGUCCCCAGGAGCAGCAGCGUGGGAAGCAGGAUGGGGUUGUUUGGCAGCAAAAAUCAGCUGAUGCCCAAUGAGAAACACACUUCUGGAGGCAACUCAAAAACCAAGGGUAAACCUCCUCCUGCCCCACCCAAGGGGAGACAAGUUAUCAACAGCCCUCAUCUAAACCAAGGCUCUGCACAAGAUCACUUGUUUGUGGUUGCACUGUACGAUUUUCCUGCCUCAAGUGACCGUGACCUGGAGCUGGUCAAAGGGGAGAAACUCCAGGUCCUCUCCAAAGAGGGGGACUGGUGGCUGGCAAAGUCCCUCAGCACUGGGAGGAAAGGAUACAUCCCCAGCAACUUCGUGGCAAAAGCGGACAGUUUGGAAGAGGAAAAGUGGUAUUUUAGAACUCUGAGCAGAAAAGAUGCUGAACGGCUUCUGUUGUCUUCUGGGAACAAAGUUGGCUCUUUCCUCGUCCGGGAGAGUGAAACCACCAAAGAUGCCUAUUCCCUGUCUGUGAGAGACAACAACUCUGCUCAUGGGGACAUCAUCAAACACUACAGGAUCCGCUCCCUGGAUGGAGGGGGGUACUACAUCUCCCCCAGGAUGACUUUCUCCAGCCUGCCAGAGCUCAUCCAUCAUUACAGCCAGAAAGGGGAUGGGCUGUGCCAGCGCCUCACAGCUCCCUGCACAUCCCUGGUUCCCCAGAGACCCUGGGCCCAGGAUGAGUGGGAGAUCCCUCGGGAGGCCCUGAAGCUUGUGAAGAAGCUGGGCAGUGGGCAGUUUGGGGAAGUUUGGAUGGGCUACUACAAAAACAACAUCAAGGUGGCUGUGAAGACCAUGAAGGAGGGCAGCAUGGAUCCUGAUGCCUUCCUGGCAGAGGCAAACCUGAUGAAGAAGCUGCAGCACAACAAACUGGUCCGGCUGUACGCCGUGGUCACCAAGCAGCCCAUCUACAUUGUGACAGAGUACAUGGCCAAUGGGUGUUUGCUGGAUUUCCUGAAGACAGAAGAAGGAAGCCGGCUGAACCUCCCCAAACUCAUUGAUAUCUCUGCUCAGGUGGCAGAGGGCAUGGCCUACAUCGAGCGCAUGAACUUCAUCCACCGGGACCUGAGGGCUGCCAACAUCCUCGUCUCGGAGACGCUGUGCUGCAAAAUCGCCGAUUUCGGCCUGGCCAGGCUCAUCGAGAACGAGUACCUGGCACAGGAAGGUGCCAAAUUUCCCAUCAAAUGGACAGCUCCAGAGGCCAUUAACUAUGGGGUUUUCACCAUCAAAUCUGACGUGUGGUCAUUCGGGAUCCUCCUGACAGAGAUCAUCACCUUUGGCAGGAUCCCUUAUCCAGGAAUGACCAACCCCGAGGUGAUUCGCAACCUGGAGCGGGGUUACCGCAUGCCCUGCCCGGAGUCGUGUCCCGGGGAGCUCUACAGCAUCAUCCUCAAGUGCUGGCGCAGCAACCCCGAGGAGCGCCCCACCUUCGAGUACCUGCAGUCGGUGCUCGAGGAUUUCUACACCUCCACGGAGAAGCAGUACGAGCCCGAGCCGCAGCAGUGAGCCACCGCCCCGCCAGCUCCUGGGGACAGCGCUGCAGGACAGCCACCACCCGGCCGUGCCUCGGUGCCGGCGUUCCCCUUUCUCCCAUCCGCGAGUGGAGAUGGGGAACGAGGAGAGACAUGAGGCAGGAGCAUGCUGCCGGCUCUGCGGUUGUCGCAAAAACUGAAAAGGUGGCUGAGAGGUGGCACAGCUCCUCGGAGGGCUGUGCCAACCUGGCAGGCAUCACCUCUGGCGCGAAGGACAGAAAACUCCUUCGUGACCCACCUGGAUGGAGAAAAGCCCCUCAGCCCCACAGCUGCAUCUCCGGGAAGAGGGCGCCGUGGCCAGGGUGGUGGUGUGGGGGUGAAGAAUCACUGGCCCACUCUGCUGGCGAUGCUACACCCCCUCCGCGCCGCGGGCAGAGCUGGGAGCGCGUCCUGUCCGCACCUCCUUGGGCCGCACCAGCUCUGGAGCGUUCCUGCCGGGUGAUGCCCCCUCUCUGCCUCAAGUCAGUAAUAAAAAACUGGAUACGAGGAUUUCCCACUUCUUUAUUGAGGCGUCAGGGUGUGAGCGAACCCCUGGAGGAGAAGGGAUAGGCCGGGGGGCUCCCCGGGCAGAGCAGGGUGAUGCUGGGGUGGUACCCGGGGAGGGGAUGGGGGGAUGCCCGAGGAGCAGAAGAGAUGUUCGUGGUGUGGCCACGAGAUGUCCCUCCUUCCCAGCAAAUCUGGACGGUUCUUGGGAAGUAAAAACUCAUGUAAAAAAAUACUUCAGAAAUAAAAACCUUCCUCGCUUGGCUGAGCCCUCGCUGCACAAGCUCCCGGUGCAGCAGCCCGGAAGGUGCCGCUCCACACCCAGCCUGGGAGGGUUCAAAUGCCAUUUCCCUGGUUUCUGGUGAAUCUCCAACCCGGGGGAAUGCCCACAAGAGGCUUCAGGCUGGUCUCCAG